Molecule: messenger RNA, 1359 nt
Organism: Rotaria sp. Silwood1
Lineage: Eukaryota; Metazoa; Rotifera; Eurotatoria; Philodinida; Philodinidae
Source: the annotation of a GenBank genome assembly
AUGGCCAUGGCUAGUCUACCUUCUAGUGAUUCUCUUGCCAAUGCCUAUGAUGAAAAUCUUGAAAUAUUCAGUGUUAUCUGGCUUGACAAAAAUGUUCACUCUGAAGAGAAUCAAGAUAAACAACAAAGACUGCGUUCUAUCAUCAAUCAUCUCAAAACAUUUCAAGAUGGAGAAGAAUGUAAACAAUACAUAGAACGAAGACCAAUACACAAUCGAGUAAUCCUCAUUGCUAGCGGUCAGUUGGGUCGACAAGUGGUACAUUCCAUUCAUCAACUUCGACAAGUCUCGGCAAUCCAUAUUAAUUCUACAGACAAAGAGAACGAUGAACAAUGGGCAAAGGAAUUCAUCAAAGUAGGGCUGUUCUUAAAAUUUUCAGUAUUGGUGUACUGUCGGUUUAGGUAAGGGUGAUUGCCCGUGAAUCGAACGAACUGAUUUCUCAAAUUGAAACAGAUCAUAAGUGUCAGAUGAAGAUGCAAGAACCGUUAUCAAUCAACAUGUUCACUACAAGUGGCGAUGCAGGGAAGUCUACAAUAGGAAUUAAUGGCCAAUUUGCUUUUUCCCAAUUACUUCUCGAUUGUCUGCUUCGAUUGAAAUCAAAUGAGAUGGACAGGAAGGAACUCAUUUCUUGUUUUGAGAAUGAAUACAAAGGCAACCAUGUUCAACUCGCUAAUCUGCACGAAUUUCAAAAUGAUUAUACAUCAGACAAAGUUUUGUGGUGGUACACUCGUGAUUCGUUCUUCUACAAGACUCUGAAUGCGGCUCUCCGCAAGCAAGAUAUUCAUAUGAUUUUCUUGUAUCGUUCAUUCAUUGUCGAUAUAUAUCGUCAAUUGAAGCAGUAUCAAUCUAAGGACUCUAUUCGAGUUUAUCGCAGCCAGUUAAUGUCAACCGAUGAACUAAAUUAUAUUAAACAAAAUAUUCACCAAUUUAUGUCCAUAAAUUCAUUUCUUUCCACAAGUAAGCGACAUGAAAUAGCUGAUUUCUAUAUCGGCGACAGAACUCAGCGGAGCGAUUUACAACGAGUUCUGUUCGAGAUUAAUGCUGAUCCGAAAGUGGUCUCGACGAAACCAUUUUCUGAUAUCAGCCCGUUUAGUCAUUUUCCUGAAGAAUCCGAGGUACUCUUUAUGCUAGGUUCCAUUUUCCGUCUCAACUCUAUUCAGUAUGGAGACGAUCAAGUGUGGAUAAUAAGAAUGUCAUUGUGUGGAGAUGAUGAACAUAAUUUGAAGAACGUUCUUGCAGACAUGAAGAAGCAAAAUGGCACUGGAGCGACGAAUCUGCGAACACUAGGGAAAUUGCUAUGGACGAUGGGCAAACUUGAUCUGGCUGAAAAGUAUUAUACUCGUUUGCUCAAAGAACUUUCGC